Molecule: messenger RNA, 1868 nt
Organism: Bemisia tabaci
Lineage: Eukaryota; Metazoa; Arthropoda; Insecta; Hemiptera; Aleyrodidae
Product: galactosylceramide sulfotransferase
Biological process (GO): glycolipid biosynthetic process
Cellular component (GO): membrane
Molecular function (GO): galactosylceramide sulfotransferase activity
Source: RefSeq, a predicted model, not a curated record
GACUGGAUGUUAAGUAGUUUUUCAUUUAAAAAAUAAAGUAUGACAGGAAGUCUGCGACGUCGCAAACCGAGAUACGUGGUUUGGUAGUUUCACCGUCGAUAUGUUCCUUCCCACUGUUCUAAUUUGUUCUCCCGGUGACGCUAAUGUAACUCAGUCCGUUUAAUGUUUUCUCUCGGAAAAAAUACGUUUAUUUUGUGUGGCGAUAUUUAAACUUGAAGUGCGUAGUCACCUUAGCACUUUAAAAUCGGAUUGUGCCGUCUUUGUGGCCCGUUUUCCGAUGUUUUAUCUCGAGUGGAAGUUUAAUGUUUAUCUGCAGAAUGACUCUCUCCGUCAGUAUUAUCAAAGUAUCGUCUCUGAAAACAGUAGUUUUAUUUGUGAAAAUGUAUUUUUGCAACAACAGCAGUGAUUAUUCUGUCUGAAAUAUUGCGUUUUAGACUAUCUAGCCGAAUUUAAAAUGAGAGAGAUAGCUGGAAAUGCUUCAAAAAUGAAAAAAGGGAGAGAAACUAGUGCACAAUGAGAUACUUAUAUGGAAACCUAACGUUCGUAGUGAUAUCUGUGGUCUUUUUCACGGUAUACUUCACUCGAUUUCUAGAUGAGCGCACAUCAAGCAGUUCUGGAGCAGAUCCUGGCAAACAGAGAAAACGGAUCUUGGAUCAGCAUGAUUUCCCUACAUCUAACAUAGGUUCGGAGGCGGGUCAAGAAAUAAGAACGAAAGAGCGCAAAGAUAUAUUCUUCCUUAAAACUCACAAAUGUGGAAGCAGCACAGUCCAAAAUAUUCUGAUGAGAUAUGGAUUAAACGAGGGACUGGAUUUUGUUUUACCGGAGAGAGGCAAUUAUCUCGGGAGCCCUACGUUUUUCAUUCCAACUAUGAUCGGGAAAUCAAUAAGGACACCAAAUAGAGUCUAUAAUAUUUUCACGCAUCACAAUAGAUUCAACCACACAUCCACCAUGAAAGUUAUGAGCCGAAAUUCUGUUUACGUCACAAUCCUUCGCAAACCAGCCGAACUGUACGAAUCAUUGUACAAUUAUUAUAAUUUUGAAAAAAGGUAUCAUAUGAAUUUAACAACUUUUUUGGAGAACUAUUCUACCGUUGAGAGGUUUAAGAGAGGCGGCUCUAAGUUCGGGUAUAAUCAAAUGUGUUUUGAUUUGGGAUUGAAUGAAAAACAGUUCGACAGUAACGGAAAAAUAAAACAGUGGAUUCAUGAAAUUGACAGAACUUUUGAUGUAGUACUGAUGACAGAGUACAUGGAAGAAUCACUUAUCUUGCUGGCGGACUUGAUGAAAUGGCCGUUGAAACGUGUUGUUUUUUUGAAACUCAACGAGAGAAAGUCAACGAACAAAUUAUCGCUCUCGGCGGCUCAAAGGAAAAUUUUAAGAAAACUAAACAAAUGCGAUACCAAACUGCAUGAUUAUUUUUUUAAAAAAUUUAAACAACAAAUUCGAUCGUUUGGUGUUGAGAGAAUGAAUACCAAACUACGCGAAUUUGUUCGUCUGAAUGAUGAAUUCAGUAGAGAAUGCGAUGUGAAAGUAGCUGAGAGCAAAUUAUCAACUGUAAGAUACCAAACGAUGAACACUCUUAACUCGGAAUGCGUUCAUGCGGUAACAAGUGAGCUAAUAUUCACAAGUCUUUUACGAAACAUCCAACGGCAGCGAGUCACAAAGUUGCGUUCACUGAAAAAUCUCAUGAAAAAUACUAAUGUUAAGGCAGCGUAACAACUUUGAAAAGUGAUGAGAAUCUCUUGAAAAAUGCUCACAAGCCGCGAGUAUGGUAUAGACCCACAGGAUGACUAUUAUUAAAAACUCCUUAACAGUAAUUGGAUUGCAUUUUGCAAAAAGGAACCACUAGCAUUGCAGUGAUGCUAAGAUUG